Diversispora eburnea is the source of this 342-nucleotide messenger RNA. NCBI's taxonomy places the organism in Eukaryota, Fungi, Glomeromycota, Glomeromycetes, Diversisporales, Diversisporaceae. The record is from the annotation of a GenBank genome assembly.
AUGCGUAGAUUCGCUUGUGAGGACUUCCCUACUGAACAUAAUCAAAUUCUUAAUGCUCAAAGAAAAGUUCGACCCCUUUCCCCGUUCACUAUUUAUCAACCACAAUUAACAUCGACGAUGUCCAUUCUUCAUAGAUUAACCGGGGCGGGUUUAGGUGUUGUUUUUUAUGGUGGUGCAAUUGCUUAUGCUCUUAGUGGACCGAUUGGAUUAGAGUUUAAUUCUGAUUCGAUUGUUACUUCGGUAGCAAACCUUCCACCUGCAAUUAAAUAUAUUGGAAAAUUCACUUUAGCAUUACCAUUUACUUAUCAUUCCUUUAAUGGAAUUAGACAUUUGGUAAAUUAA